Molecule: messenger RNA, 3245 nt
Organism: Pseudophryne corroboree (corroboree frog)
Lineage: Eukaryota; Metazoa; Chordata; Amphibia; Anura; Myobatrachidae
Exons: 5
Coding region: 1117-2718 (533 amino acids)
Source: RefSeq, a predicted model, not a curated record
AUUUUCGGUUAGUUUGGGGUGAUUUGGAGCAAGUUUGGUCGGCCAUGCGGCCAACAUGUGGUGUCGGUUGUAUGCCAAACAUGUUUUUUUCCUCCCCUUUUAGCUCUGGUGUACCACCUGAGUGUGCAGGGAUGCUUUUCGGUUAGUUUGGGGUGAUUUGGAGCAAGUUUGGUCGGCCAUGCGGCCGACAUGUGGUGUCGGUUGUAUGCCAAACAUGUUUUUUUCCUCCCCUUUUAGCUCUGGUGUACCUCCUGAGUGUGCAGGGAUGCUUUUUGGCUAGGGUGUGUCAGCCAUUUUGGGUGUGUCAGCCAUUUUGGGUGUGUCAGCCAUGGUUGAUUUCCAGUAUGUGCAGGGAUGCUUGUACAGGGUUUUUUUAAAAAAUUUUUUUUUUGCUUUUGUGCUUUGGUCCUGCUUGAGAACUGGGGUCCCAGCAGCAUGAUGUGAUUGCAUUUAAUUAUGUAAUGUGUUAAAUUUUUAAAUAUAUAUAAAAAAAAUUUUUUAUGUCUUUUUAAAACAGAGAUGUCAAGGGACAAGCAGCCCCGAUCCCCCCUUUCCCCCACCCACUCGGAUCUAUCCCUGCAUAGCAACGAGGAGUGGGAGCCGACCCAGGAGGGGGAUACGACCGACCAGGCAUGCAGUGACCAGCCGCGGUCGUCAAGGGCCCAUGAGAAGACUAAGAAAAAGCUUAGUAGAAAGGCACUGACAACACCUGCAGACACAAAUAGCAUCCAACUUGACCCACCCUAGUUUGCGCACUGCCAUGCACACCUACAUGUAUAUGUGCGCAAUGCCAGGGAUACUGACACUCACAGGUACAUACCGAUCUUAUUAAAUGCAUGUUUUUUGUUUUUUCAAUCCCUAAAGGCAAGAAGCCAGCCAGAGGAGCAGUCGGAGGAGGAAGCCUCUGGUGAAGAUGCAGGACCGAAAAAGCAGCGUGGCCCCAGAUACACUGAGGCGGAAAACUGUGCUCUAGUGGAUGGCGUCGAUAGGUCCUACGACGUUCUGUAUGGACCAAGGGCACAGACCACAGCAGCUAGGACAAAGCGAAGCAUCUGGGAUGCCAUCGCGAGCCAAGUCACUGCAGUAUCUGGAAACCGCCGGAGCACCAGAAACUGCAUGAAGCGGUACAGUGAUUGCCGCAGACAGACCAAAAAGAAGAUGGGGAUUCAGCGCCGACAUGAGACCGCUACGGGAGGUGGACCGGCUCUCAACCUGAAGUGGCUACCCUGGGAGAAUGUUAUUAGAAGGUGCAUGAACCCUGCCAUGGUCGAAGGAGUUCGCGGAGGUGUGGACUCUGGCCGUCCUGCUGGCUUUCCCGAGGAGGAAGAACCGCCCAGAAGACGGAAGAAGGCGGGAGAUAAGCUGUCCAAAAGGAGGCCUGAUGACAGGCCUGCCCAGAGGACAUCACCUGCGCGCAGGACAUCGCCAGCGCGCGGACCGACACCUGCGCAGCAGGCAUCGACAGCAGCGCGCGGACCGACACCUGCGCAGCAAGCAUCAGGAGCGCGCAGAUCUUCACCUGUGCGCCACAGAUCGUCAUCGCACAGUUUGUCACCUGUGCACCAGACGAAGUCAGCGCGCAGACUAUCACCUGUGCGCCAGACAUCAGCGCACAGAACUUCACCUGUGCGCCAUACACCGUCGGCGACCACACCACAAGAUGGGCGCCAAACUACAGCUCCUGCGCGCAGGUCAUCACCAGAUCGUCGUAUCUCCAGGAGCUCAGGGACUGUGACUGAAGAGCCUCAGGACACAACCCUUGUGGACCCAUCACCCGAUCUGUUUGAGUCUACAGGGUCAACAGAUGAGACUUUUCUUGGGUUUGAGGACAGCCGUGCAGACGUAUCCAGCCAGACCCUUGAAAAGUCUUCAGAUACGAGGACAAGUGAAGCUCCUGGAGCAGCGGCACCACAGGAUGGAGAAGUGGUGCCACGGACCAGCAGCGGACUAGCUUCGGGAAUUGGUUCCUACUACAGGCCGGAUCUCCUCCUACAGGAGUCGUCAGAGGAUGACGAGGUGGAAGUGCAGCAGGCUGCAGUUGCUACAUCCCUGUCUGCCCAAAUGCAAGUGGUGGCAGACGCCCAGGAAGGGCAGAAUCCCUCAACUGUUCAGAGGGUGAACACCCUGGCAUCGGAGAUUACUUCUCGCCAGGAUACCUACACAAAUGUUGUUGGAAGCAGACUGGACAACAUUGAGAGGACAAUGGAGAAGAUGUCAAACAGUCUGCUUGAAAUGCAGAAGGCUCUUGCCGACAGCACGGCCACAAUGCUACAGGUCAGAAUGAACGAUCAUAGGGAGACUAUGGACGUCCUUCACAUUCUGGCCGAAUCCAUGAGCCGGCUCGUGGAGAACACAACAUGUCUGGCACACAGCAAUACCAACAUGUCGGAGAGCCAUCGACAAUCCUCAUCCAGCCAACAGCUCAUCGCAACCACACUGCAGAUGAUCUAUGACAAGCUCCCAGAACCAGCUCAUCAACACGCUGGUGAUCCACCAUUUCCGCCGUCACAAGCCACAAGGACGCCUCGUACCCUUCCGCAACUACCAUCCCAGUACAGACAGUCACAGAUGUACCAGGGAUAUACAGGGAUGUACCCCACCCACCAGAUGCCUCCACCACCGGCCGCCACAUCUACAGCCGCAUGGGCACAGAGGCCCAGUCAACGUACUACCCAGCCUCCCAGGACAUCGACACCCCACACUCAGGAGGAACACUAGGAUCCGGACAGACUUCCACCAUAAGCCCGGUCGUAUUGUUUUAUUUACUUCAUAUGUUUUUCAUGUAUCCCUUUCUUCCCCUCCCAUUAGUUUUUUUUUUUUCUUACUAUUGUUUUUUCUUUGUUGGGCUUCCCCACCCGUGACCGGGUACUACCAAGGAGCUUUGUGUAGGCAUACAUGCGCGGGCAUGUAUGCGGGCGCGUGUGGUAACGGAUGAAAGCUCCUUGUGGCUACAUGUAUGAUGGGCCAAAGAGCAAUUCUGAUACCACUCUUUUACCCAAAAAAUCCUUUUUGUAAUGGUGUACAAUAGGCUUUCACUGUUGUGUGUAUUUACUAUUCACUAGUGUGUGUUUUUGGCUUAUUCAUAGGAUUGGGUGGAAAAUUGAAGUGGACGGCAUAAGUUCGUGUUGUGCGUACCAAGAUAUCUAUCUACACAAGAAAAGAAUAUAAAGAAUAACAAACUACUUUUUUGUUAUAUUACCUUUCAAUUUUUAUUUCAAUAAUCAAAUACAAUUUUUCUUCAAUAA